AUGGCGAACCAUGGCACCGCCGCUCUUGUGAUCGCGUGUCUCCUUGUCGCGGUCACCCUGGCGAGCGCGGCCCCGCCGGUGUCGCCGCUGGUCUGCAACAAGGUGUACGGGGUGGAGGAGCGGGAGACGUGCUUCGCCGUGGCGGAGGCAGCCGGGCUGACCCUGAAGCAGUUCCUCCGCUUCAACCCCAACAUCAACUGCCAGAGCCUCUUCAUCGGCCAGUGGGUUUGUCUUGAUGCCGCUCGCGCUUGA
Miscanthus lutarioriparius is the source of this 252-nucleotide messenger RNA. The record is from the annotation of a GenBank genome assembly. Lineage: Eukaryota; Viridiplantae; Streptophyta; Magnoliopsida; Poales; Poaceae.